AUGAGCCCGAACCCGGCGUGGUCCGAGUGGGGCGCCUGCACACAGUGCGGCAACCAGCGCUUCAGACACCGCAACAUCGCCCGGGUGCCCAACCACUGCGGCAAGCCUUGCGACGCCAAAGCGGCGAAGGAGCUGGGCGAGUGUGAAAGCCAUUGCGACAAGAAGUACUACUGCGUGUGGUCAGACUGGGAGCGCAUGGGAAGCUGCUCAAGGACAUGCGGGUCGGGUACUCGUAUGCGACAGCGGCAGCUAACCUUGGAGCCGGACAAGCCCUACGAGGAUCGGCUUUUCUUCGAGACGACUGUGGACAGCUCCUGCAGUGGCUCGCAGAUUGUCACGGAGACCUGCGAGCUUCCCGGCUGCGAAGCCUGCAUUCCGGAGGAUUGCAUCUUCAACGAGUGGUCUGAGUGGUCCUCGCCAACGUGCACACAGCUCUGCGAGCGGCACCGCACCGUGAACCAGGAAAGCAGCUGCGGCGGAAAGCUGUGCCAAGGACCACUUUUGGAGACGAAGAGGUGCCCACACCACUGCAACCAGCCUGUGGACUGCCUCUUUGGAGAUUGGAGCGAUUGGAGGGGCGAGUGCUUGGGAGCACAGGACCAGAGGCCCGGAGACAGAGCGACCGAUUUCGAUGGCUAA
Messenger RNA from Symbiodinium natans, 639 nucleotides. The record is from the annotation of a GenBank genome assembly. Lineage: Eukaryota; Dinophyceae; Suessiales; Symbiodiniaceae.